Molecule: messenger RNA, 1116 nt
Organism: Didymodactylos carnosus
Lineage: Eukaryota; Metazoa; Rotifera; Eurotatoria; Philodinida; Philodinidae
Source: the annotation of a GenBank genome assembly
AUGAAAUCAACGUUGAGAUUACCAUUCUUACUACUAGUCUGCUGUCUAUCGACACUGAGUGAUGGGGCAAGCGAUGUUACAGAAUCAUGGUAUGAAACAAAAAUGAAUGAAACAGUUAUUCCAGCAUACAAAGAUGUUUAUACCAUCCUUCAACAAAGUAUAUUGAAUUCCCUAUUGGCUAAUGCGAAUACAAAAGAUAAUUCAGCUGUUAGUGAACUCGUAUCGAAUUUAACUUGUUCCGUUGAAAGCUUGUAUAAUUCUGUGGGAACAGCUGUUAAUGAAAGUCAAAAACUUCGUUCGGAAAUUGAUCAAAAAGUUGAAGACGCUGCUGCUGCCGUGAGUGCCAAGGAAGGCGAAAUCAAUGGAAAACAAGGUGAAAUUCAACAGAAAACAGCUGAAAUUCAAGGUAUCCAAACACAAUUAUCUACCGCUGAACAAGGAUUACGAGAUAAACAACAGAAUUUAGCCAAUGCAGAGAAUGCGUUGAGAAUUGCAGAAAAUGAACUUGAAGAGGCAAGAAGAUGUCAUCUUGGUCGAAAACGUCGUGACUGGUGGAGUGAUCGUGUAGGCGAUAUUGUAGGACCGAUCUGUAGUGUAUUAAAUUAUGAUGGAAUCAAUACUGCCAAAGAUGCACGUAAUAACGCGCAAAGUCAAGUUACAAGUGCACAACAACAAGUUGAUAGUUAUCGUCAACAGUUGUCGUCUAUACAAGGUCAGAAAACAGAUUUAGAUACACAGUUGUCUCAAUUGCAAGCACAAUUGCAAGCGUUACAGUCAACGCUGCUGACACUCAGGGAAGAAAGCAAUACAGUAGCGACGAUUGAUUACGAAUUGAAACGUGCUAUUGGACAUAUUAAGGGUAUUUGGGAUGCAUCUGCUGUUCUCUUUACGACAAUCAAAAAUUUAAUAAACUUUGAUCUGCUGAUCUCUCCUCUGAAUGCUAUUUACGAUGAACUGACACAGAGCAAUUUAUUGAUGAAUAUGCCAGUUGGAAUCAUUAGUAACAGUACACUGAUUAAAGUGAAACAAAGUGUGGAUAAGCUGGCAAAAGUUUUACCAAAAUUGCCGUUCAAUACAUUAUUACAUGACGCCAAUUGUGAAAAUACAAAACAGUAG